UUAUUUUAUCCCUCUCUUCUUAGUUUUUUCUCACUUUCUCUAGAUGCGAACACCCCAUUAUAAGCUCUGAAUUUUCAGUUCUCUCUCUCUCUCUUUCUCUGUGUUCUCUUCACUUGUAGAGGGAAAAGUGGAAACCUCUUCAAUCUCUCAGUAAACAAGUAGGGGAAGGCCAUGUGAGCUGUUUGAAGUACUGGAGUGAGAUUGUUGCUUUGCAGUUUUGAUUAGCUUUGUGGUUUUAUUGGUGUGCGCACAGAAUGGGCAAGGGUUGUGGAAAAUUAGGGAGAAUGGUGCCAAGGGAUGAGUCUGCGGAUGCUUAUCAUUUCUCUCUCUUAUUGUCUCCUGUUGUUUCUGUUUGGGAUUGUAUUGUCCGGAAGAUGAGGUACUCCUUCAGACCUGAGUGGGUGUAGUUCUUGAACUUUUGAGAUUACGUUAGUUUUAUAUGCUGAAAUUUGGUGGAGUAUUUUUUAGUAGUAAACAAAGAGUGAAAAAAGAACAGAUAAAGAACGAAAGAAAGUUAUAGGGAAAAUGUACACAUUUUAGAAGAGUUCUUUGUAAGCUAAUAAGUUGAAAAGAGGACAAUAUUUGUAGUUCAGUAGUUAUCAUGGAUAGCAUAGCAUGUAAUAAAGUGCAACCUGUUGCGAGGAAAGUGAAGAAGAAGCAGGUGAAAGGUGAGAUGGAUCGUCUCAGGCAAGCUGAGAAGAAAAAGAGGCGUUUGGAGAAAGCUCUAGCUACUUCAGCAGCAAUCCGAUCUGAGCUAGAG
This is a messenger RNA of Populus euphratica (Euphrates poplar), 760 nucleotides long. RefSeq lists its product as uncharacterized. The transcript is spliced from 2 exons. Bases 255 to 407 code for a protein of 50 amino acids. NCBI's taxonomy places the organism in Eukaryota, Viridiplantae, Streptophyta, Magnoliopsida, Malpighiales, Salicaceae. The record is from RefSeq and is a predicted model, not a curated record.